AAUCGACCCGGAGAAAUAUCCACAAGCGCCUGUCGACGGUGGGCUAUCGGUGUUCAAACCAACCCCAACAACAUCCCAACCACCACCAGACGACCAGCAAUACCAUCAAAAUGGGUGUCGGACGUCGCAUGCAGAAACAGGGCCCUCCUGAGCCCCUCUCGGAGGAGCACUUCGCCAACCUCAAGCGCAAGAAGGGCAUUCCCUUCGACGAAACCACGACCGAAGUAGACACUAGAAGAUCCAAGAAGCAGAAGAUUGUCAAGAAGCAGCCCAAGACAUCCGGUUCCAACACUGUCGCAGUCAAGGGCGCCAAGAAGGAGGUCAAGGAGGUGAAGAAGACUGGCACAAAGCCCGCCCAUAGGUCCAAGGAGUCCAAGAAGCCUAAGAAGGCAAAGGAGCCUUCGCCCGAUCAUGACGAGGAGAUGGACGACGAGUUUGGCGCGUCCGACCUGGAGGACCUUGAUAUCGACGGCGAUGAGAUGGACGUUCAAAAGCUAGGAGACGAUUUCCUCGGCACUGACGACGAUUCGGUUUACGAUUCCGACCAGGACGGUGUUACCAAGAAGGAGGCAUUCGUCUUCUCUGACGAUGAGGAUGACGAAGAGGAUAGAGAGGAGAAGCUCACAGCCGCCAACAUUGAGGGUCUUUCGAGGAAAUUGGAUAUGCAAAGAGAGAAGGAAGCAGAGGAGAACGAGGCCGAAUUGCGCGACGAGGCGCUCCAGACCAACAUCGCUGGUGGUGAUGACCUCGGUGAUGACGACGACCAACUUCAGACCAAGACCAAAACUUUGCUGGCGCCCGAUCUCCAGAUGUUGAGGACGAGGAUAACAGACGCCAUCCGUAUCCUGGACGACUUUUCGAAUUUGGCGGAGGAGGGCAAGAGUCGCGCCGAGUACACCAGCCAACUCAUCAAGGAUAUCUGUGCCUACUACGGUUACAACGAGUACCUCGCUGAAAAGCUUUUCAACCUGUUCCCUCCCAGAGAGGCGUUCGCCUUUUUCGAAGCCAACGAGAGUGCCCGCCCCGUCGUUAUCCGUACAAACACCCUCCGAACACAUCGCCGCGAUCUUGCCCAAGCACUCAUCAACCGCGGUGUCACACUCGAGCCUGUAGGCAAGUGGUCCAAGGUCGGUCUGCAAGUCUUUGACUCGAACGUUCCCCUCGGUGCCACGCCUGAGUAUCUGGCUGGUCACUACAUCCUCCAGGCCGCCUCUUCGUUCCUGCCCGUGAUGGCUCUCUGCCCCCAGGAGGGUGAGCGUGUUCUCGAUAUGGCCUCUGCCCCCGGUGGCAAGACCACCCAUAUGGCGGCGUUGAUGAAGAACACCGGUGUGAUCUUUGCGAACGAUCCCAGCAAGCAGCGUGCCAAGGGUUUGAUUGGUAACAUUCACAGACUAGGCGCGAGGAACGUCAUCGUAUGCAACUACGAUGCGCGUGAGUUCCCCAGGGUCAUGGGUGGCUUUGACAGAGUCUUGCUCGAUGCCCCAUGCUCGGGUACUGGUGUCAUUGCCAAGGAUCCCUCUGUCAAGACCAACAGAGACGAGAAGGACUUCCUGCAGCUCCCCCAUCUCCAAAAGCAGCUUCUCCUGGCUGCUAUCGACUCGGUUGACCAUGCCAGCAAGACUGGUGGUUACGUUGUCUAUUCGACGUGUUCCGUUGCCGUUGAGGAAAAUGAGCAAGUCGUUGCCUAUGCACUCAGCCGCCGUCCCAACGUCAAGCUCGUUGAGACUGGUUUGGCUUUCGGCAAGGAAGGCUUCACCAGCUUCAUGGGUAAAUCGUUCCACCCUAGCCUCAAGCUCACCCGCAGAUAUUACCCCCAUCUUUACAACGUCGACGGUUUCUUCGUCGCCAAGUUCCAGAAACUCGGUCCCACGCCCGCCACUGCUGUCCGCGCCAACGGCGUCGACAAGUCCAACAAGCCUCUGGACGGCCAAGCUUCCCAGGAAGCCCAAGAAGUCGUCGACAAGACGCCCAUUGGUGCCGAGUGCGAAGCCCAGGAUGACUUUGGCGGGUUUGAUGAUGGAGAGGACAAGGAGUACAUGGAGCGCGCUAAGCGCAACGCUAUGCGCAGGAGAGGCUUGGAUCCUAGGGCUCUUAAGAAGCCUGUUGGUAAGAAGGGGGAGAAGAAGACUGAGGAGUCGUCCAAGGAGGCUGGUAAGGAGGAGGCUGCUGAGGUGACUGAGAAGAUUGAGAAGCUUGGGGUUGUUGAGGAGCAGACUAAGACGGUUGAUGCCAAGGCUAAGAAGGAGGCGGUCAAACCCACCAAGAAGGUUGAGGAGAAGCCCAAGGCCACCGCCGGUGCCGCCAUGCCGAAGAAGGCUGGCGAGAAGAAGAAGAAGGUGGCUAAGAAGUAAAAGGGAAGGGUUGUAAUGAUUUCUGUCUGUC
Molecule: messenger RNA, 2382 nt
Organism: Neurospora hispaniola
Lineage: Eukaryota; Fungi; Ascomycota; Sordariomycetes; Sordariales; Sordariaceae
Product: NOL1/NOP2/sun family putative RNA met
Exons: 6
Coding region: 111-2351 (746 amino acids)
Biological process (GO): rRNA base methylation; maturation of LSU-rRNA
Cellular component (GO): nucleolus
Molecular function (GO): RNA binding; rRNA (cytosine-C5-)-methyltransferase activity
Source: RefSeq, a predicted model, not a curated record